Caenorhabditis bovis is the source of this 1362-nucleotide messenger RNA. The record is from the annotation of a GenBank genome assembly. Lineage: Eukaryota; Metazoa; Nematoda; Chromadorea; Rhabditida; Rhabditidae.
AUGCGAUGCGCUCAUCGGCUGAGCAGCAAUAAAAAGGCGGAACGCGUCGAUUCGGUGAUCACGUUUUUGAAGACCGCCCAACAGCAGCAGAUAACCACCAAAUUGCACGAUAUCUGGGCGAUUCCGCAAUCCACCAUCACCGAGGUCCGUCUUCUUCUCACACUGGGUGGCGAUCCCGCCAAUUUGUACAUUGAUGAUUACGGGAAGAAGACGUUGGCGGAUCGCAUCGAAAAUGGAAGUGUGUGUGAGGAAUGCGCGCCGAAAUGGCAGGGAUUCCUCGAUAUGGCGGGCACGAUUUACGAGGAAAUGUACGAGCAAACACCAAUUAAUAUCAAUCGCAACAAAAAGCCCGAAGGUGUCCUUCCAUUAUGUCUCGAUGGUGGAGGUAUGCGAGGAUUGGUAUCGGUGGUUUGUCUUCUCUUCGCUUCGAGACGCCUUCUUGGAGAUGAAUCGCUUCCGUCCUAUUUUGAUUGGCUGAUUGGAACAAGUACUGGCAGUAUGCUUGCCCUCUCGCUAGCCAACGGCCUAUCAAUCCGCGACUGCUUCUUCCAAUAUUGGGACAUGAAGGCGCAGAUCUUCCUUCGCGGCUCGACAUUCAAUCGUCUCCUCGGCGAUCAGGUCUCGAUUCAGACGAAAAACAUUGAUCGUGUUCUCGAAGAUUGCUUCCCAACCGAAACAUUUUUGGGAUGCACUCGUCGUUUGACCGUUCCCGCCUUGGAUAUUUCAACAGCGCCGGCAAAGCUUCACAUUUUCCGAAACUACUCGUUCACCCUUCCAAUCGGCGUCCCAUUAAACGAGGAUCAAGACGUCUUCUUCAAAGAGGCCGCCCGUGCGAGCAGUGCGGCGCCCACAUAUUUUGAGCCAUUCGUGUACGGCAACAAGAUUCUCGUCGAUGGCUCGUUUGUCGCCAAUUACCCGCUGAAUGUGCUUUUCAAAGAAUACGAUUUGUUCAACAAACACGGCAAUCCGAUUCAUCUCGCCGGUGUGCUGUCGAUUGGAACUGGCGAGCCGGCAAUCUCUGAGCGAAAAUACAAAUCGGGCAAAAGCAUUCGAGCUCGCGCAAAGAACAUUGGUCACCUGUCGACAUUGAUUCUCGAACAGGUGGUCGGACAAGAUUUGACAGCGGUUGAGAUGGCCCAGGAUCGAUGUCAUGCUUAUAACAUUCCAUUCUGCAGAAUCAGUCCCAAGGGAAUUAAUGUUCGAAUCGAUCAAAUCGAUGAUGCCAAACUGAUGGAUAUGAUUUGGACAACGCUUAUCUAUCUCGUGGAAAAUGCUCAUGAAAUUGACCAACUCGGUGAGGUUCUUUACAAGCUUCUCGCUGAUCCAACCGAGCGCAAGCGUCGGAGCAACACGGUGCUCUAA